GUCGCAAGUUCGUGAAAGCAUCACGCCAGCCACUACUGUUUGCGGUACAGCCGCAGUCCUCCGCCGUGGAAAAGGGGAGUUGUUGUCAUCUGGCCGGCUGCUGUGUCGACCCUUUUGUCCAGGGGAAAUGGCUGGGAUUAAAGCUCUCAUCACACUGUCCUUUGGAGGGGCCAUUGGUCUCAUGUUCCUCAUGCUGGGAUGUGCCCUGCCCGUGUAUGACAAAUACUGGCCGCUGUUCCUCCUCUUCUUCUACAUCCUCUCGCCCAUCCCGUACUGCAUCUCGCGGCGGGUGGUGGACGAAGCCGACUCGGCCAGCAACGCCUGCAAAGAGCUGGCCAUCUUCCUCACGACGGGUAUCGUCAUCUCGGCCUUCGGCCUGCCCGUCGUAUUUGCCAGAGCUGACGUCAUCGCUUGGGGGGCGUGUGCGCUCGUACUGACGGGGAACAUCGUCAUCUUCGGGACCAUCCUGGGCUUCUUCCUGGUCUUCGGGUCCAAUGACGACUUCAGCUGGCAGCAGUGGUAAAGCAGCAGAGGGUCAGGGGCGGGGAUACUUAAGUCUGUUAAGUUUUUAUUGUUAGCGUUAUUAUAAUUAUAGUUACUUCUUGUUAUUUAUAUGAAUGGCAGUCUGUCUGUAGACCCACUCAAAAACUCGUGCAAUAUUUAGUUGUCCUUUGACCGCCUGCUUCACGUCGAACUGGGACCACGUGCGGACUUCCUCGUCUUACGGGACUUCUUCUACGACUGGAGUGUUUUUACAUCCGAAUCUGCUGCUGUGGUAUUUUGAGUGUGAGCGAAAGUUCAAGCCUGUGAAAAUCCUGAAAACAAUGCCUGGAGACAUGUCUGACCUUAUAAGGCAACGUCAGGGCAGUGAGCCGUGACUCCAGUCCACUAGGUGGCAGUAAAGUACCUCAAUGCUGGUUUGCCAACUGCUGACAGACUUUUAAUAACAAAAAGUAGAGACUGUAAAGUACAAUAUGAUUUCAUUGUGAUAUUUUGCCAACAUUAGUAAUAAUAUGAUACCGCAAAUAUGAGACAAAUAAUACAGUGGUACCAAGGUUUCAGUUUGUUUUACCAUCAUGUAAAUCUAAGCUUUUCCAGACACACACAAUAUUUAUUAGCUAAUUAUUGAAGUUGUACAUGCAUAAAACAAUGUGAAAUACAUAUAAAUGACAGUGAUGAGCAGAGAGCCCUUCGUAUGUAGUUUUUUCUUCAAUUCAAUAGUGUUUCUCGCUUUCUUUAUCAAAGUGAUGGCACUCGCAACUUUCUUUGGCCCCACAAUGGAUUCAUAAAAUCAAUUAAAAAAAAAAAAAGCACAGACUGAGCCACCGACACAUGGUGUUCUUUGUUUGGGCGUUCUGCGGAAUAAUAUGCAGGCAAAGGGGCUAAUGUGUGGCCGUACAACAACUGACACCUGGGCACAAUUUUUAUCGUGGGUCGUAUGAAAACCGAGGUACCACUGUAUGUAUUUCCUAAAAAACCUAAUGCUUGUGUACUUUUAACAUGUUGAAAUGUUUAAGCAGACUUGUGUGUUUGCAAUUCUCUCUAUCUAUGAUUUUCUUAGCUUAUAACAGCUGGCAAAGUAAAAAAAACAAAAACACUUUUCCUGAAAGCACACAUUAUGAUCAAAACAUUGUGUUUGUAUUUUACAUUAAAACCCACAAAUAGAAAUGACUGAAACAUUACUGCCAGAUCAUCAACAUUGCACAUAAAAGCGUGUCCGUCCUGAGAUCGGUAGGUUGGGAGUUCAAAUCCCGGCCGAGUCAUACCAAAGACUUUAAAAAUGGGACCCAUUACCUCCCUGCUUGGCACUCAGCAUCAAGGGUUGGAAUUGGGGGUUAAAUCACCAAAAUGAUUCCCGGGCGCAGCCACCGCUGCUGCCCACUGCUCCCCUCACCUCCCAGGGGGUGAUCAAGGGUGAUGGGUCAAAUGCAGAGAAUCAUUUCGCCACACCUAGUGUGUGUGUGACAAUCAUUGGUAUUUUAACUUUAACUUUAAAAGUACUGAGAAAUGACAUGAAUUGAAGUGCUUCAAAAUAGACUCAUCAAGAAGUACUUUGCCAAGAAAAUGUGUACUUGCUUGAUUAAUAGAAUAUCUUCAAAGUAUCUCAGCAAUCCCUGAAAAUCCCCCCACCCCUCCGACCCAUUUUGUUGUCUGCUUCCAGCAACAAUUGCAGUCUUCAUAGUGCACUAAAACACAAUUGUUUCUGCUCUUUGUAGUUAGACACAUCGGAGAAGGCAUUGAUUGUACUCACAAGCAUUAAUGACGGCAGCUCUGUGAAAACUACUGACUUUGUUGCAGAAGGCAAUAAACACUCCAUGUUGCUUCCCCGUGGCAAAUCUCAAACUAAAAACUUCGGUCAAACUCGUCCAAUGUCGGAAUAUUUGUUGUGUAUCUGUCGGAUGGGCCUCUGCUUGUGUUACUGUUUUAGCAGUUUCUUCCCACACCUGCAUUAUUGUUGUGUUUAUUUAUUAUUUGAUAGGUCAUAUUACAUGUUCAAUGCUUUUUUUUUUUGGAAACAGAAUUCAGCAUGGUGGAGUUUCUUUUUUCUAAUAAAUGCAUUUUGGAACAUC
Molecule: messenger RNA, 2570 nt
Organism: Nerophis lumbriciformis (worm pipefish)
Lineage: Eukaryota; Metazoa; Chordata; Actinopteri; Syngnathiformes; Syngnathidae
Product: leptin receptor overlapping transcript-like 1
Biological process (GO): negative regulation of growth hormone receptor signaling pathway; late endosome to vacuole transport via multivesicular body sorting pathway
Cellular component (GO): endosome
Source: RefSeq, a predicted model, not a curated record